Triticum turgidum subsp. durum (durum wheat) is the source of this 579-nucleotide messenger RNA. Lineage: Eukaryota; Viridiplantae; Streptophyta; Magnoliopsida; Poales; Poaceae. The record is from the annotation of a GenBank genome assembly.
AUGGCUAGUCCAUUCGGUGUCUUGGUUUGUUUACUUAUAGUGCUACCACAAAUCCUUGCUAUUUCUAGCCCCAUCGACGAGAUUGCACCUCUUAAGACAUGUCAGUUCCCUUGUAUGACUGAGGUUAACUUGCACUUGUUCUUGCACCAAUUCGUCGACGGGCCAAACAAUCCAAAUCGCAAUGAGGAAACCUUACUCCAAGCAAGUUUUCCUUUUGGGUUUGGGACGACGAUAGUCCAUGACUGGACUCUUACCGAGACAACAAAUUCCAAAGACACGGUUGUUGCACGUGUACAAGGUGUGCAUGUCCAGGCUGGUUUAACCAAGCCUAACAGAUGGUACACGACUCAUAACAUAGAGUUUCAGCAAGGAAGGUUUGCGGGGUCCACCCUUCAAGUGAUGGGUAUAACCGCAGGUUUGGAAAGUGGGCAGUGGUCUAUUGUUGGUGGAACUGGUCAAUUCAUUAUGGCACAGGGUAUAAUAAGUUUCACAAAUCAUCCGGCCUCUACUUUUGAAGAUGGUAUUAAAGAACUCAAUAUUCGUGUACGCUUCACAAGGGAUAUUACACAAGCUGCUUGA